This is a messenger RNA of Amoebophrya sp. A120, 963 nucleotides long. The record is from the annotation of a GenBank genome assembly. NCBI's taxonomy places the organism in Eukaryota, Dinophyceae, Syndiniales, Amoebophryaceae.
AACAGAAGGGCGGAAGACACUGGGGGAGGGGGAGGCGGGGGUGCGGGCGGUGCUGUACAAGUAUCAAAUCCGCAGCACCAGGUUCAUCUUCAGGGCGGUGGAAGUUCAUCUUCAUCGUCCAGCAGUAGCAGGAAUGUACACCCCUUUGGAGGUCAAUACCCGCAAAACAUCUUGAAUCAAAACCAGCAUCAAAACCGGCAGCCCCCUGGUGCGGGAGCCAACAUCAACGCUAAAUUGUACGACCAGAAGUAUCUGAGCAAUUCUAGAAACUACCGAUUGGAAAUCUCCACUUCUACCCCCAGCUCCUCCUCUUUUUUCCGCGCAGAGCUGCCCAGACAGAUUUUUGACGAGUUCGCCAUGCCACCGGGAUUGACGAAAGGUCUGGAACAACGAGGCGGCAAUGUUAAUAGCAACAACGAUCCUGCAAGAAGUAUUAAUGCUCCGCCACAACAGCAGAAGCAGAACCAGGUGCAGGGAAUGAAUGAGUUUCCGCAAAUGAUGAACAACCAGGCUCCACCCUUCCGCAGCCAGCUAGACACCGCCGCCGGCGUGCCCUUCAGCAAACUCCAUGUUUGCACCUUCUUGCCAAAGGUUUUAGAAAAAGCCUCCGCCGCGAAGCUGAUGCUGUACGACAACGGAUGUUUGACCUUGCAUGCGAUCUGCAAAGCCGAUAGUGGGAGUGGGUUCGUCGACCCCUUGGGCGGUGUGAAUGCGCAUGCAGACGCGAGAAUCUACUGCGAGAUGAACAUGUCACCGCAUAACAAGGGGGUGAAUAAUAGUAACGGGAACAACGGGGUGGAUCAGCAGGGAGUUGCAGAAUACAUGAACUGCUAAUGUACAUGUGAAUCUUGCUGGAGGUGGAGUGAAGCCAGACGCUCUUCCAUCUUCAGUCGUGCGCGACAGCAAUACAACCACAUAGAGGAGAACAACUUCAUCUUUGAUUACAAUUGCCUUUAUUCUCGG